AUGACGAUUCACAAACACAAAGAUAACCCUUGGCUCACAAGGCCACACAUAUCUGGACUAAUCUCUCUGCCUUCACGGGGUGUUUCUCUCGUCGCGUCAUGUUCCGGCCCUCCUGUAGCAAGACGACGGCGGCACCCUACCGACGAUGACGACAAGGACGACCCAAUCGUCAUCUUCUUCACGGGCGCCGGUGGACCUUUGGCUCUCUACGUCAAAGUCCAACAGUGUCUGUCCGCCUUCGUGAGGGCUUUUUUGUUUGACCGCGCCGGCUACGAUCGCAGCUCGCUCCGGGAUAACGACAACGGACCGUUGCUCGCCGAGGACGGUGCGCUGGACCUCGCUUGCCUCUUGGACACGUUGGACAUAUCGCCGCCGUACGUUCUGGUUGGACAUUCAUUCGGUGGAAUCUGUCUUCGCGAGUUUCUGAACGUUAUCGUUGCCUCGAAUGAGGGGGCCGAGCCGGAGUGUACGCCUUCACCAACGAGCACGGAUCCUAUCUUAGAGAAGAACGGCAACGGCAACGGCAAGCGUCUCGAGGAGAACCGUACGAUGACGAGGCGAAAAUCUAACCCUCUCAAGGAUGUAAUUGCCGGAAUCGUCCUUGUCGACACCGCCACCGAGUUGAUGUUGUCUCUGUAUCCUCGCGUCCCGGCGGCCGAGCUCGUUGCCGUGGCCGCGGAUGUCGACUGGGAGCGCGUGACGCACCUGCGCGAACAGUCUGGCAUGACCGACCGGGAGUGGGACGAUGCCAUCGCUGCCGCGGUGCGGACGAGGCACAAAGUCGCCGGCAUGGAAGAUACGCACCUCAGCGCGUGGCGCUUGGCCCAGAAACGACAGCUCGAGUUGCAGACUUACAAAGGUGGCAUCUUGAGCGUAGUGCGGUGUAAUAGUGCCGUGGACUAUCAGAGGAUGUACGACGAAGGGGUCAAGAUCGGGGGAGGGACCGACGAGGAAAGAGCAAGAGCGAGGAUGUUUAUCGACAAGUGGAGAACUUUUGCACACGAGGUUUCAAAAGCACAGUUGGACCUUGUCGAAGACGAGGAUACCAAAAGGUAUGCGUACCUUGAUGGGUUCGGGCACGAUGGACUGUUGAGAAAGAGGGAGAUGGUAGGUGAUCCUGUACGGUGGGUUUUGAGUGAGUGGCACAAAAGGAGGCCCGGAACCCUUGGAGGAAGAGGAUUUGGAUGAUGGAUGGGGCUAUAAUGAAAAUAGAGGAGUUCUUUGAGAGGUUGACUCGUACCCAGCAAUCUAAGGGUGGAUAUGUGACGAUGAUGUGGAUAGAUCAUGGACGGCAACAAAAAGGAAGUACAUCCACACAUGGGUUACGUCCUUACGAAGGGGAAUCUCUGAUGUGCUACCGAGGAGGGCAUCUAACGAACACACGAUGUGAUAUGGUGGUUCGGUAUGAAACGGCAAGGCAAAGCAAAGCCAAGGAAGGCAAGGAAUGAAGCACACAGAAAGAACGAACUUUGCCAGUUCUAUCGUCAUUGAAAUUCACGAUAUAUCUCGAUCUUCACCAUGGAAGAAACGGAGGAUUGCACCCGCAACAAGAAUCCCAUCGUGUUUCAACUCGGCCGUUUCUUUCCGUGCCUCUGCGAACCUCGAGUCCUUGAUCCCGCCGUUCUCGACCCGCAUGUCGACCUGUCUUCUCACCAUGUCCUCGUCGAACCCCAAAUGGCCCUGGGACGUGAAGAGCCGGUCGCGCAGGUACAGCCCUUGGAUACGCGUGUGAUCCGUCGU
This is a messenger RNA of Exophiala oligosperma, 1740 nucleotides long. RefSeq lists its product as uncharacterized. The record is from RefSeq and is a predicted model, not a curated record. The coding region runs from base 1 to 1188 and encodes 395 amino acids. The transcript has a single exon. NCBI's taxonomy places the organism in Eukaryota, Fungi, Ascomycota, Eurotiomycetes, Chaetothyriales, Herpotrichiellaceae.